GGGGCGGCCCCGGUGCGGGCGCGGCCCGAGCUGCCGCCGGGGUGCGGGCGGCGGCGGGAGCGUCCCCGGAGCUGCCCUGCGCCUCGGGCGCGCCCGUUCCGCCGCCCGCCUCCUGCCGCAGCCGCGGCCACCAAGCUGCGGCCCCGGCGGAGCGGGGAUCCCCGGAGGCCGCCGCCGGGUGCUCGGCGGGGGCGGGGGGCGAUGCUCGGCCGCGCUCGGCGCAGCAUCCCGCCGCCCGGUCGUCCCCGCCAGCCGCUCCGCGCGGGGCCGGGGCUGGGGGGGGCGCGGGGCGGCGAGCCCGCCGGUAGCUGCCCGCCGGUGCCGGCCUGUGGCCGGGGGCGCUCCUAGCAGCGGUACCCCGGCCCCUGCGCCCGCGGAGGAUGCUCCUGGGCGGCCCCCCGGCCCCCGCCCCCUGCCCCGCCCGCCGUCGCCUCCCGGCUCGCCCGCCGGCGGCCUGGCCCGGGCGCCGCGUCCCGGGCGGCGGCUCUCGGCCUCCGCAGGGCGGCAUGAUCCCCCGGCGGGGGUCCGGCGCUCGAGGGACGGCGAGAGAGGAGGAAGCCCCGGGGCCGCGCUGUGCCUGCGGCCUGGAGCUCUAGGCCGGCUCUCCGGCCGGGAUGCGAAGGUACCGGUGAGGCCGGUUCCGUUCCCAGGACACCCCGCGGGGCUUCUGGCGGCCCCCGGUCCCCUGUGGCCGUGGGCGCUGCCCCGAGCAGCCCUCCCGGGGGGCAGGGAAGAGUCGCCGUCAGCAUCCUCCGGGAGGCGAAAGGUGGAGCCCGGCCCGUUCCCGCAGAGCGUCCGUUCCUGCUUCCCCUGGGCCGGCCCUGUCCUGGCGCGGUGCCGCCGGCUGCCCCGGGGCUCCGGGGCUGGCUGCCCCUGCUUGCCACCCGGGGCAGCCAUGCCCUCCCCCAGCGACUCUAGUCGCUCGCUGACUGGCCGCACAUCUCGCAGCCUCACCCACCUCCAUGUCCAGCGGACCUGGCUGCAGAUCCUGCUGGUGCUGGGCUUCAUCCAAGUCAUCCUGGGCAUCUUGAUCGUCACCUUCAGCCUGGUGGCAGCCACCAUCACGCCCUCCACCAAGAUCCGGCACUCCUGCCCGUCCUGGGCUGGCUUCUCGCUGGCGCUGUCUGGGCUCGUUGGCAUCGUCUCCUGGAAGCGGCCGCUCACCCUGGUGAUCACCUUCUUCACGCUGCUGUCGGUGCUAGGCGUCAUGCUGAGCCUCGCUGGGUCCAUCCUGUCCUGCCAGAAUGCACAGCUGGUGAAGUCCCUGGAGGCCUGCGAGAGGGAGAGGGACUCGUGUGUCUGCUGCCAGGCCCAUUCAGAGCCCCCGCCCACAUCCUGCAGCCAGCAGAGUGAGAUGCUGACCAUGUUCCCCAACCCCAACUGCCGGAGCAUCCGUGUGGCGCUCAAGGACCUCCUCUUCAGCGUCUGUGGCUUGACCGUCUUCUCCACCAUCAUCUGCACACUCUCUGCUGUUGUGUGCUGCAUCCAGAUCUUCUUCCUCGACAUUGUCCAUGUGCUGGUCCCCCAGCGCUCGAGCUCUGUGAUGCUGGAAUGCACGUCCCCCCCCAACACUCUUCUGCAGAGCAUGAUGGACUUCGAGGAGUUUGUGCCCCCGGUGCCACCCCCCCCCUACUACCCGCCCGAGUACACCUGCAGCUCUGAGACCGAUGCACAGAGCAUCACCUACAAUGGCUCCAUGGACAGCCCCGUGCCCCUCUACCCAACCGACUUCCCCCCUUCCUACGAGACCGUGAUGGGGCUGCGGGGAGACAGCCAGGCCACCCUGUUUGACUCGCAGCUGAUGGACAGCUCGCACGCCUGCACCUGCGACCGCGUCCCCUCCAUCGUGCUCAGCGGAGAAGUGUCCAUGGACAGCGGGUCCCUGAUCAUGUCCGAGAUCAUGGACAUCCCUGGGGACAGCAGCCCCUCGGAGGACUCAUGUCUGUUGGAGCUACAGGGCUCCAUGCGCUCUGUCGACUACAUCCUCUUCCGCUCCAUCCAGCGCAGCCGUGCGGACUACUGCCUGAGUGUGGACUGCGUGCAGUGCAGCCACCAUGCGCGCAGCCCCACGCUGGGCUUGCAGGGGCCCUUCGAGGAGAUGCCCCAGCCCCGGGUGCGAGGGGAGCGCUCCUACUCCUGCUCCACAGCAGAGCCCAGCCACGACAGCAUCUUGGUGGGGGGGGCUGUCACCCACAGCUGCAAUCGCCUGGAGGGGCUGGCCCGCUGUGCUGGCCCCUGCUUCCCCGAGGUGCGGCUCAAGGAGAAGGGCUCACUGCAGGGGCGUGGGGGUGGCCGCUCUGCGGGGCCCGACACCGGGCGCCUCUGCCACCCACGGCGCAACAGCGAGACCUCCUGCCCCUCGUCCCCGGCCCCAGGGCUGAGCCAGCGCCCGCUCUUGAGGUCACACAGUGACCCUGGCAUCCUGACGGCCAGCCAUGCUGCAGAUUUCAGGGAAGUACUUUAUACCAAAGCACUGGAGGAUACCGUGUCCAACUCCUCUGCGGAUACAGGGCUGUGCUCAGAGGCCUGCCUGCUCCGCCAUUCGCACUGUGACUCCCCCCCACUGCUCCGGGCUGCCUCAACAGGGAAGAGCAAGCUGCUGCCCUCCAAGAAGGUGACGCAGCAGCUGUCGAAGACGACGACCCGCUCCCUGGGGGACCUCAAGGUCUGCCGGGGCACCCGUGGGCUGGUGGCCAGGUUCCUGCAGAGACCCAAGCGUAGCCCAGCAGCUGGUGUCGAGGUGCCCGGGCACAGCUCCCAGGGGCACAAGCAGGUUCCCUGGAGUGCCUGGCCAGGAGCGGAGCAGCCCCACGAAAGCAUCCACCUGCAGAGCUGCGGGGAUCUGAGCUCCACCUCGUCCCUGCGACGGCUCCUGUCCACCCGCCGGCUGGAGCGCAGCCACCCGCGGAGCCUCAGUGGGACCUGCAAGGAGAGCGUUCUCUGACGACGCACCCCCACCUGUGACACAGCCUCCGUGGGGACCCUCCUGGUGCAGAGAGGGAGGGUCCUGCUCUGGGCCAGGGCCCUCGGACAUUGCUUGGACAUUGCUGCUGCUGGAGGGGCUGGGUCCUGCACUGCUGCCCUGGGGCCUCUUCUGGGCCCCUUCCCCAGGUGGGGCCAGGACAAGGGGCUGGUCCCCUGGGGUAUCUGCUGGGGGGCUGAAACGGCCAUGCCUGUCCCCCCCCUACUCUGUCCCCUGUGCCAGCCGUGCCUGUGCCCUGGGAUGGCCGUGUCUGUCCCCUGCCCUGUCCCCUGUGCCGGCUGUGCCUCUACCCUGGGAUGGCUGUGCCUGUCCCCCACCCUGUCCCCCCCCUGCGCUGGCCAUGCCUGUCCCCUGUGCCAGCCGUGCCUGUCCUCUCUGCUGGCUGUGCCUGUCCCCUGCGCCAGCUGUGCCUGUGCCCUGUCCCGCCCCCCCACACCGGCCGUGCCCGGUCCCCUGUCCCUUGCCCUGACCGUGCCUGUCUCCCGCCCGGUCCCGCCACGGCCCGCGCCCGGCUGCGCCCGGGGACGCGUUGCGGGGCCGGUCCCGCGGCGCUCGCAGCCGCGCUGCCCCUCGCUAGAGACCGAAUAAAUGUGGUCGCCGCCCGCCCGGG
Molecule: messenger RNA, 3593 nt
Organism: Aquila chrysaetos chrysaetos
Lineage: Eukaryota; Metazoa; Chordata; Aves; Accipitriformes; Accipitridae
Gene: ENTREP3
Product: family with sequence similarity 189 member B
Cellular component (GO): membrane
Source: RefSeq, a predicted model, not a curated record